Oxyura jamaicensis (ruddy duck) is the source of this 2670-nucleotide messenger RNA. Its product is annotated as caspase-10-like. NCBI's taxonomy places the organism in Eukaryota, Metazoa, Chordata, Aves, Anseriformes, Anatidae. Gene Ontology annotation, molecular function: protein binding. Gene Ontology annotation, biological process: proteolysis; negative regulation of extrinsic apoptotic signaling pathway via death domain receptors. The record is from RefSeq and is a predicted model, not a curated record. Bases 277 to 1893 code for a protein of 538 amino acids. The transcript is spliced from 11 exons.
CCGCGCCUUGCCCCGCCAAGGCCCGGCGCCGUGACUCAGCACCUGGGCGCGGGAUGGGGCCGCGGCCGGCCGGGAGAUCGGGCAGGCAGCGCUGAGCACCGCGCACACGGAAGGUAGCAGCUGGUAGAGGGGACGGGCGCGGGGGUUGUUUGAAAGAGAAUUCAGGUCUUUAAAACAGCUGUUGGAUGAAAUCUUGCUACAAGGAUUGUUGAAGAUCCAAGUGUUACCAGCAUUUGAUUUCAACUUUCAAGUAGAGAAACUGUCAGCUCCAGCAACAUGGGGGAUGGUGUCAACUUGCAGUUCCGUCAGCAGCUUCUGCUCAUUGAUGAAAAUCUGGGGGCUGAAGAUGUAGCAGCUUUAAAGUUUCUCUGUACUGACUUGAUCCCCUUCAAAAAACUGGAAAAUGUACAGUCUGCAGUAGAUAUCUUUCAGCUUCUUAUGGCUGAAGAUUACCUUAAUGAGGAAGAUACUUUCCUGCUAGCUGAACUCCUAUAUAGAAUUAAAUGUCAUUUCUUGCUCAAUAAACUUGGCUAUACCAAGGAGAAAGUGCAAGAAUGUCUGCAUGAGAAGGGAAGAGUGUCUCCAUACAGGCAGAUGCUGUAUGAACUGUCAGAGAACAUUACCGAUGAGAUGUUGCAGGAAAUUGUAUUCCUCCUGAGAAACCGUCUCCCAAAGCGACGUAGAACUACUUCUGCUCUAGAAUUGCUGAUUUUAUUGGAAAAACAGGGCCUUUUAACGGAAAACAAUGUACAGAUGCUGGAGGAAGUCUGUAUGAAUGUUUCACCUGAUCUCCUGGAAACAGUUAACAGCUACAGAAGGGCAAAAGUGUCUCUUCCUCAGCAGGAGAAUACUCUGCCAGUCAAGGAAUCUACAGUGUCUCACACUGUAGGCAUCAGAGCAUUGAAUUUCCCACAGGGUACUUCAAUCCGAUCAAUCAGUUCGAACGUCAACAAUCAUUAUGCUGAAGAACCUCAUAGCCUUUGGGAGCAUGUUGGAAAUGUGCACUCCAUACCGAGGAGGCAAGAUAACAAAGCGGCUACUCUUACACAAAGCUUGUCUAAAAUGAACCUGGAGCUGCCUAGAGAAUUCAGCAAUGCAGAAAAUGCAUCCAAGAAGGUGUCAAGUUACAAAAUGGAUGGCCCAAAGAGAGGAUUUUGUAUUGUUAUUAAUAAUGUUACAUUUGAUGGGGUUCUUCAAGAGAGGAAGGGUUCUUCUAAAGAUGCUGAGGAGCUAAAGAGAGUAUUCACAUGGCUUGGUCUGGAUGUGAAGACUUACACUGAUCAGACAUCUGAACAGAUUAAAGAACUCAUGGAAACAUGGCAGCAAUUGAAAGAUCACAAGGAUAGGGACUGUUUCAUUUGUUGUAUUCUAUCUCAUGGAGAGUCAGGAGCAAUCUAUGGGAAAGAUGGAGAGCUUGUAUCAAUCCGCAUGAUCAUGUCCUACUUCACUGCCAAACAAUGUCCACAGCUAGCUGAAAAACCCAAAUUAUUCUUUAUCCAAGCUUGCCAGGGUAAAGAGAUACAGCGUCCUGUCUAUGUUGAAGCUGAUGCACAAAUUCCUGACUUCCCUUCUAUGCAACAGAGCCUUUCUCCUUCUGAGAGUAUUCCUGAAGAGGCUGACUUCCUCCUAGGCAUGGCCACAAUUGAUGGAUAUGCCUCUUUCCGGCAUGUUCAACAGGGUACUUGGUAUAUUCAGGCCCUGUGCAGCAAGCUGCAGUUGUUGGUACCAAGGGGUGAAGAUAUUUUGUCCAUUCUUACAGAAGUUAAUGAAGAUGUGGGCAGGCGUGUUGACCGCUGGGGGACAAAGAAGCAGAUGCCUCAGCCAGCUUAUACCCUAAGAAGAAAAUUUAUAUUCCCUAUACCUAGAGACCCUCCUCCUUCACAGCAAUAUUGAGGCUUUUUAAAUACAUACUUUUGUCAUCACAUCUCAUUUAAAUGCAAUUCACUGCACUGCCUGUUUAAGGCAGUUACUCAGACUCCUCGGGAGCUGUUAGUGUCAAGGCAAGGCCUCUUUUUUUUUUUUUUCCCAAAGAAACUGUGAGGAUACACAGUUAAUACAAUCCAUGUGCCAGCUAUUUAAAUAAUACAUAUAUACACAGAGAUUUAAAGGUUGGGAGAAGCAUAUUUCUAUCAUGUUAAACAUUAUUGUGCCUGCAGACACAAAAGCGUAUGUCCAUCAGCAUAAGAGUUACAUGUAGCUUUCUAUAUAUUCUUCAUAUAUCUAAACCAGGAUGUUAGGUUUAGGCUCAUCGUGUUUUAUUUUGCAUGCUAACAUUUUUUAAACCUGCCUCUAAAACCACUAGUUUUAUUCACAGAGAAAGACAAAGGUGGGAAUAAGAGGAGAAAGCUUAAGUAGUAGACAGAAGGAUUUUGUUCAUCUCUAAUUUAAAUUAUUUUUUUAACAUUAUGGAGAAGCAGGUAACUGUUGAAAUCAGCAAUUUGUUCAGCAGUGCUCACUGAUGCCAUGUAAUAGCUAACGUGAACCUCACGUACAAUGGUAUGUUUCCAAAAUUGAGUAUAGCCAAAAUGCUAUAGAACUCCCUCCGUGAAAACUUGUGAACUGUCAUUUCCCCAUCACUUCUGGGAAUAAAAGUUAGGGUAGACCAGUUAAGCACUGUGAAAUAAUGGCACUCAGCUGUGUGUUUAUCAGAUUGAUUAACUUUAAGUUAAG